ACCCGAGCGACCUUUGAGAACACAGAAUCCCAAAAUUGGAGGGUGGUUGAAGAAUGGAAGCAAGAAAUGUAUCAGAAAUUAAGGGUAGGGUGACCUCUGAGAAAGGGCAAUUUGGAGGAAUCCGAAUAGAGAAUCCCUUUACUUUGAAAGUGGGUCAAAUAUUUACAGGGUUCGGCGUCGGCUGUGGCGUCGGUAUCGGCGUUGGCCGCCCCAUAAACAUGGGUGCAAUUCCUGUCGUGAACGAUGUUAUGAGUGCCACGAGAGGCGCAACCGAUGCAUUUUCGGGUAUAUCGAGGCAUUUAAAUUACUCUCUCAGGAAAUUGGGAGCUAAGAACAUCCAAGCUGGAAUUGGGUGUGGAGUUGGUUUUGGCCAUGGUUUUGGUGUUGGCCUUGCUAUCAAGCCCUCAUUUCUACACCAAGCGCAGUCUUCUGUCACGCAAGCAAUGGAGAAGGUGAUGACAAAAUUCGGAAAUAAUCCUAGUCUUCUGAUUAGUCAAGACGCUGUACCAGCAUCACUACGAUCUGCCACGAGCAUAAGGAACGUUUCAACGGAUGAACAUCCUAUAGUCCCAGAAAACCAGUCUGGAAAGUCUCCAUCGAGCAGAUCUUUUGGAACUCGAACCGAAAAGGUCAUCGACAGUUUCUUGCAAAAUCCUGUUUUUAAAGGAGGGGAUACGGUACUGCAGGAUGAGGUCGGACGCCAACGGCUCGAGAACCAACUUUUCGAAAUGGUAAUGAUGCAUCAGAAACUUAUUCAAGAGCUAAGAGAGGACAAUAACAAGCUUCGCCGAAUACUAUUGGAGGACCUGAAAGUACCUUCCAGCAAGCUCCAAGCAAGUAAUGUAGGUCGAAAAAUUGCUCCGUGUUCGGAUUGUUUGGAAUGUCGAAGAAAGCAAAGGAGAAGGAGAAGCUAAUCAAUCUCCGUCAUGGUUGAGAUAACGUUGCAUUCGAUUGAUUCUUCGUAGAUAUCAUCUGUUGUUUCGAAAGCACUCGAACACGAUUUGAACAAAAGAAGUCCGAGGUAUUGAGGUCAUAUCGCGCUCGAGUUCUAACAAAUGGCUUCAUGUUUUCACACAAACUCCCGACCAGAACAACCAGUGGAGCUGAGUUUGUUUGAACAAGACAACUUCCAGUUUUGUUGGAAAUUUUGAUGGUUCUUGAUGUGUCGUUGAAACUGCAAGAUUUUGUGUGUUUUAGAUGUAAAGAUGUUUCUAGAAGUGGUUCUUGUGGUGCAAGUAAACGCAAAUUGCUUAGGAGGAAUUGUCUACGGCCGGGGAUGGAGACGGAGACGUUGGGGACUUUUCCGUCCCAUCCCGUCCCUACCACUUAUUUCAUUUUUCAUUUAUUUUA
This is a messenger RNA of Cucurbita pepo subsp. pepo (vegetable marrow), 1350 nucleotides long. RefSeq lists its product as uncharacterized. Lineage: Eukaryota; Viridiplantae; Streptophyta; Magnoliopsida; Cucurbitales; Cucurbitaceae. The record is from RefSeq and is a predicted model, not a curated record.